UGACAAGAAAGAAUUUGCACUAGACGUACAUACAGCAACUUGAAAAAUUUCAUCUUUAAGUUUUCUUGGUGCUUAUUUUUCCAAUUGAUUUUUUAUUGUUUUGCAGAUCUAAUAAGAAAAAUUCCAUAAAAAUAGUAUCAAAAUGGCUCUAAGCGAUGCAGAUGUUCAGAAACAAAUAAAUCAUAUGAUGGCUUUCAUCGAACAGGAAGCUACUGAAAAAGCUGAAGAAAUCGAUGCAAAAGCUGAAGAAGAAUUCAAUAUUGAAAAAGGACGUCUAGUUCAGCAACAACGAUUGAAAAUAAUGGAGUAUUAUGAAAAGAAAGAGAAACAAGUUGAACUACAAAAGAAAAUUCAGUCUUCUAAUAUGUUAAAUCAAGCUCGCUUAAAAGUAUUAAAAGUACGUGAGGAUAAUGUUAGAGCAGUAUUAGAUGAAGCUCGUAAAAGAUUGGGAGAAGUAACUAAAAAUCAAUCAGUUUAUCGGGAUAUAUUGCAAAAGCUAAUUGUUCAAGCAUUAUUCCAAACAAUGGAACCACAAGUGACACUUCGCUGCCGUAAGGUUGAUCAUGAUUUAGUUUCAGAUGUAUUGCCAAGUGCAUAUGAACAAUAUCGUGCUUCUAUUGGCAAAGAUGUUGUUGUUACUAUUGAUACUGAAAAUUAUUUACCACCUGAUACUUGUGGCGGUAUUGAACUUAUCGCUUUAAAUGGCCGUUGCAAAGUUCCAAAUACUUUGGAAUCGAGAUUACACAUGAUAUCUCAGCAAUUGGUACCAGAAAUUCGUAAUGCUCUAUUCGGCAGAAAUCAAAAUCGUAAAUUUACUGAUUAAGCUAAUGCAAAGAAAAAUUAAUAAAAAAUAAAACAAUAAGAAAAAAAGUUAUUCCCUUAUGUAAAAUAAAUCUAAAUAAAUUGUAUUAUCUUUUAACGUUUUACUUUUUAGAAUGUAAUUGUCAUUGUAUUUCGAAAAAUUUUAUUUAAAAAUGUUAAUAAAUUUAGCCGUGAGAAAACUCUAUUUUAAAUUGGAUUUAUUGAAAUAAAUGUACAUAAUAUAUUA
Condylostylus longicornis is the source of this 1048-nucleotide messenger RNA. It is a transcript of the gene Vha26, whose product is annotated as V-type proton ATPase subunit E. The transcript is spliced from 2 exons. Gene Ontology annotation, cellular component: proton-transporting two-sector ATPase complex, catalytic domain. The record is from RefSeq and is a predicted model, not a curated record. The coding region runs from base 143 to 823 and encodes 226 amino acids. NCBI's taxonomy places the organism in Eukaryota, Metazoa, Arthropoda, Insecta, Diptera, Dolichopodidae. Gene Ontology annotation, molecular function: proton-transporting ATPase activity, rotational mechanism. Gene Ontology annotation, biological process: proton transmembrane transport.